UAAUGUACCGUGAUAGGCGCAAAAGAUUCGAGAGCAACAUGGUCCCACCGCAACUGCAAAUGUUUGGGCCUUUUGCGCACGAUAAUCCCGUUCCACCAUUCAGCGCACGGUAGCUCUUCAACGCUGCCAAGAGUUCAUCUUCCUGCUUGGAUGCGCACAGCGCACCGCUCCCGCUUUCCUGAUCUUACCCGCCCAAUAAAUAUUAAUUUUUCUGCUUAAAAUUUCUAGAAUUUUCUAUUUUAUUUCUCAAAGUCAGUAGCUCCAGUAAAUCUUCCCUCUUAUUCGUCAUGGCAAUUAAUUUUCAGACUUUCGAAUCAAGCGGUAUGAAGAUGAUAUUUUCAAGGGAUCAUCAAUGUGGAGAAGCGUUUUGAACUGUAGCUGAUGAUGUAAAUUAGAACAUUGCUGUAUCUGCAUAUUGGUUUAUCUUGAUCGGAGUGAUGCCUGAAAUAACAACUAUAUUGAAAGAAACUUCUGAAAAUGGAUCAGAGUCUUCUCCAAAUGAUAAUGGAACUGUAGAGGAAAUGCCAGAGGACACAAUUUUGUCGCGACAAGCAUCUGUGAACCUUGUGCCAUUCAUUGGUCAAAGAUUUGUCUCUCAGGAUGCAGCAUAUGAAUUCUAUUGUAGCUUUGCCAAGCAAUGUGGGUUCUCAAUCAGACGUCAUCGGACUCGUGGAAAAGACGGUGUAGGCAAGGGGAUUACAAGAAGGGAUUUUACAUGCCAUCGUGGUGGAUUUCCACAACUGAAGCCAUUAGAUGAUGGAAAGUUACAAAGGAAUCGAAUAUCCUCGCGAUGUGGAUGUCUAGCAUAUAUGAGAAUAGUAAAAAGGGCAAAUUUCGACGUCGCUGAAUGGCGUGUCACAGGUUUUAGCAAUAUGCAUAACCAUGACCUCUUGCAGUUCAGUGAAACUCGACUACUCCCUGCCUACUGCACAAUGACUGUUGAUGACAAGAGUCGUAUAUGCAUGUAUGCAAAAGCUGGGAUGUCAGUUCGGCAAAUGCUUAGGUUAAUGGAGCUAGAAAAAGGCGUUAAGCUAGGUUGUUUAUCAUUCACAGAGAUUGAUGUCAGAAACUUGCUUCGGUCGUUCAGAAGUGUGGAGCGGGAUGAUGACCCAAUCGACCUUCUCAAAAUGUGCAAGGAGAAGAAAGACAAAGAUCCCAACUUCAAAUACAACUUUAAGAUAGAUGCCAAUAACAGGUUAGAGCACAUUGCAUGGUCGUAUGCUUCAUCAAUCAGAUUGUAUGAGGCCUUUGGAGAUACAAUAGUUUUUGAUACUAUUCACCGCUUGGAUACAUAUGAUAUGUUACUCGGGAUUUGGAUUGGAGUGGACAAUCAUGGAACGAAUUGUUUCUUUGGCUGCGUACUUAUUAGGGAUGAAAAUAUGGGGUCAUUCUCCUGGGCUCUGAAGACGUUCUUGGAAUUCAUGAAUGGAAAAGCUCCGGGAACAAUUUUAACUGAUCAAAACAUGUGGCUUAAAGAAGCAGUUGCUACUGAAAUGCCACGGACUAAGCAUGCCUUUGCCUUUUGGCAUGUCAUUUCAAAGUUUCCAGAUUGGUUUUCUGUUGUACUUGGCUCGCAAUAUGAUAACUGGAAAUCUGAGUUCCAUCGGCUUUAUAAUUUGCACUCAACAGAGGAAUUUGAAGUGGGAUGGAGGGAUAUGGUUGAUGCAUAUGGACUGCAUGGAAAUAACCAUGUCGUGAGCCUGUAUGCAUUGCGUACAUAUUGGGCACUACCUUUUCUGAGAUGUUAUUUCUUUGCAGGAAUGACUAGUACAUCCCAGUCAGAAUCGAUAAAGUCAUGCAUCCAACGUUUUUUGAGUGCACAAUCUAUGCUUGAGAAUUUUGUCGAGCAGGUCGAGAAGGUGGCCACAGUUUUAGAUGCUAAAGAUCAAGCAGAAACAAAACAAAAGAUGCUACGUAAGAUACCUGAAGUAUCCCUCAAAACGGGUUCCCCAAUUGAGUCGAAUGCUGCAGCUGUUCUUACACCAUAUGCCUUCUGCCAACUACAGGAGGAACUCUUAUUGGCACCUCAAUAUGCAUCGUUAAUUGUAGAUGAGAAUUACUUUAUUGUGAGACACCAUACGGAAAAGGAUGUGGGGUGCAAAGUACUAUGGAUUCCGAAUGAUGAGUUGAUAAGCUGUAACUGUAAUCACUUUGAGUUUUCAGGCAUCCUCUGCAGGCACGUUCUUCGUGUUCUCUCAAUCAACAAUUGUUUUCAGAUUCCCAACCAAUAUCUGCCCAAUUGAUGGCGUGAUGUCCCUUUGUCAUCAACUAAACCUGUGCAUGCUACUUCUGGAAAGAUUCAGUUAUUGCAAUCAAUGAUUUCAAGACUAAUUACAGAAUCAAUCGAGACAGAAGAUCGCCUUGAUAUUGCUUGUGAUCAUAUCGCUUUGGUUUUGGCUCGAAUCAAAGAAUUUCCUGUUGCAUCAAACGGUGCUAAUGAUAUUGCUUAUAACAGUCCAUCUGAUUCCCUUGUGCUUCCAGAAGUUGAAGAUUCUGAUGGUAUUGCUCAAAGUUUCACUGGAAACCCUCGUGAAUCUUUAGCUUUUGAAAAGUUGAAAGAGAGACCAUGGAGAGAUGGACUGGGAGAUAUAUACAGGAAGAGAAGGCGUUUUACAGUUCCUUGUGGUCAAUAUGGACAUGAUGCUAGCGACUGCCCUGUGCUGGGAGGUGAUGAAUUCAAUGGAGAUGGGUCUGGGUUUCUAUAGGUUGAUGUGUUUGGUACGCUGGAUUUACACCGCAGGACUGGAUCAAUAAAAAAAGUUAAAAUCUUAUGCGUACGGAACGUACUUUCGUGAAAAUGACUGGAUUUACAUAGUUUUCGUAUAGUGGAAGUCCAAUGUCCGUAGCGCAAUAUUCAUUAUCUCCUGUUCGCCAGUGUAGAGUUUGAAAUAGCAUGCUUGCUUAAUCUCCACAUGAAGUGUAAAUCUUGAGAAUGUAUUUACAGUUGUGUACCAUUCAAAGAUUCCAAACAGCACAUUUCCUCAGGUCUCGAGUCCAGUGGAAAAUUGUUGAGCACAAAAAUCAAGUCCCUGUUUGACAA
This is a messenger RNA of Olea europaea var. sylvestris, 3040 nucleotides long. RefSeq names its product protein FAR1-RELATED SEQUENCE 11-like. The transcript is spliced from 5 exons. NCBI's taxonomy places the organism in Eukaryota, Viridiplantae, Streptophyta, Magnoliopsida, Lamiales, Oleaceae. Bases 438 to 2243 code for a protein of 601 amino acids. Gene Ontology annotation, biological process: regulation of DNA-templated transcription. Gene Ontology annotation, molecular function: zinc ion binding. The record is from RefSeq and is a predicted model, not a curated record.